AUGAACGUCCUCAUCUUUGGUGAUCAGACUUCUGAUCAGUUCCCUUUGCUCAAGAAGGUGGCUACAUGGAGGAACAACGCCACUCUGACAACAUUCCUCGAUCGUGCGAGUGUUGUUCUCCGCGACGAAGUUCAGAAGCUGCCCAAAACACAAAGGGACCAGAUCCCUGAUUUCCUCACUUCCUGGGACCUCGUCAACACCUACUACAGCGAAGGCAAGAAAAUUCCCCAGCUCGAGAGCUGUAUGGUCACGCUUGCACAACUUGCACACUACAUCGGAUACUACGGCGAGAACCCAAAAGACCUUCCGAAUCCUGCCAACACACGACUUGUCGGUCUCUGUACUGGUUCCAUCACUGCCUCAGUAGUAGCAUCCGCACGAUCAAUUAGCGAGCUGCUGCCCCUUGCAACAGAAGCUGUCCGUGUUGCCUUCCGCGCUGGUACCUGCGUUGGUGCGGCCAAGGAUGCGCUCGAGCACCCUUCAGAGGCGAAAGAAAGCUGGUCGACCAUUGUUACAGGUGUCUCUGAGAUCGCAGCAAAGAAGUCUCUGUCCGCGUUUCAUGAUGAGCGCCGGAUACCUGCUUCCGCGCGCGCCUACGUUAGCGCAGUUAGCACCAUGGCUCUGACCAUCAGCGGCCCACCAUCAACAACGAAACGUCUAUUUCAGGAGAUCGACGCCUUCAGGAACAACACCCGCGUGUCAAUCCCUGUGUACGCACCCUACCAUGCAUCGCAUAUCCACGCGCAAGCCGAUAUCGACCGUAUUCUGGACAGCGAGGCCACCAGGCACUUCCAACAAUUCCGACCCCUGGCGCUGAUCCACUCCGCUUCUAGCGGCAGGUGCUCGACCGCAACUAGCACUCUCGAGUUGAUGCGCAAUGCGCUUACCGACAUGCUCCUCGAGCCUGUACGCUGGGAUAACCUUCUUGGCGAAGUCGUAUCGCAGGUGACUGCUACCGGCAGCGCAGACUGCUCUGUCUCUGCCAUUGGCGUGACCAAUGUCGCCAACAGCCUCGCGUCUGCCAUCAAGGCUGGCGGACAGUCUCAGGUUGCCGUACGCGAUCACACUUCGUGGGUGCAGACUGAACAUGCCACACGCGGCCGCACUCAGAGCGACAAGAUUGCCAUUGUUGGUAUGUCUGGUCGCUUCCCCGGCGCCGCCACCCCUGAGGCUCUUUGGGAGUUACUCGAGAAGGGCCUUGAUGUUCACCGCGAGGUUCCUACAGACCGUUUCGACGCUCAGGCUCACUGCGACCCCUCUGGUAAGGGCAAGAACAAGUCCCACACACCCUUUGGCUGCUUCAUCGACGAGCCUGGCCUAUUCGAUCCCCGCUUCUUCAACAUGUCUCCUCGUGAGGCUGCCCAGACUGACCCCAUGGGCCGCCUUGCCUUGACCACUGCUUUUGAGGCUUUGGAGAUGUCUGGCUACGUACCCAACCGCACGCCUUCGACUAAGCUGAACCGUAUCGGAACUUUCUACGGUCAGACCUCCGAUGACUGGCGUGAGAUCAAUGCUGCCGAGAACAUUGACACCUACUUCAUCACUGGUGGUGUUCGUGCGUUCGCUCCCGGACGCAUCAACUACUACUUCAAGUUCUCUGGACCGUCAUACAGCAUUGACACCGCCUGCUCGUCUUCUCUUGCUGCUAUCCAGCUCGCCUGCACCUCGCUCUGGGCUGGUGACUGCGACACUGCCUGCGCUGGAGGCCUCAACGUCCUUACUAACCCCGACAUUUUCUCGGGUCUCAGUAAGGGUCAGUUUCUGUCCAAGACCGGUGGCUGCAAGACCUACGACAACGAUGCAGACGGUUACUGCCGUGGCGACGGCUGUGGCUCAGUCGUACUUAAGCGCUACGAGGACGCCAUUGCUGACAAGGACAACAUCCUUGGCUGCAUUCUGGGCGCCGCCACAAACCAUAGUGCCGAGGCUGUUUCCAUCACGCACCCCCACGCCGGUGCUCAGGAGUACCUCUACAGUAAGGUUCUAGCGAACGCUGGUGUUGACGCUCAUGACAUCAGCUAUGUUGAAAUGCAUGGAACCGGUACUCAGGCCGGUGACGGUAUCGAGAUGACUUCGGUCACCAACGUCUUUGCUCCUCGUCACCGCCAGCGUCGUCCUGAGCAGACUCUCCACCUUGGUGCCAUCAAGGCCAAUAUCGGUCACGGAGAAGCCGCCUCUGGUAUAAACUCUCUCGUCAAGGUCUUGAUGAUGAUGCAGAAGAACGCUAUUCCUGCCAACGUUGGUAUCAAGGGCGUGAUUAAUAAGAGUUUCCCAAAGGAUCUUGCCCAGCGCAACGUUCACAUCUCGACCACUCAGGUGGCACUUCCUCGCAGGGGUGCUGAGAAGCGCAGGCUCUUCCUGAACAACUUCUCUGCCGCUGGUGGUAACACCGCUAUCCUGCUUGAGGAUGGUCCCCUGCGCGAGGCUCCUAAGGGAACUGACCCUCGCACCAUGCACACCGUCACUGUUACUGCCAGGUCCAUUGCAUCGCUGAAGAGGAACAUCGACAAUGUUACUGAGUACCUGAAGAAGAACCCUGAGACUACUCUUUCUAGCUUGGCCUACACCACCACUGCUCGUCGCAUUCAGCACAACUAUCGCAUUGCCAUCUGCGUCGAUAACAUCUGUAAGGUCAAGGAUGCUCUUCAGGCCCAGAUCAAGGACUCGUAUAGCCCUCUUCCCAUGGUCCCAACCAAGACUGCAUUCACCUUCACUGGACAGGGCUCGCAGUACAAUGGCCUUGGCCAGAGGCUGUACGAGGAUCUCGAGUCCUUCCAAGCAGACAUCAAGCAGCUCGAUAACAUCGCUCGUCUGCACGGACUCCCAUCUUUCUUGCCUCUGCUCACCGGUACCGAUUUGGCUACUUUGUCGCCUGUCGUGGUUCAGCUCGGCAUGGCUUGCAUUCAGGUCGCUCUUGCCCGCAUGUGGGCUGCCUGGGGCAUCAAGCCGAUUGCUGUCGUCGGCCACAGCCUUGGCGAGUACGCAGCCCUUCACGUGGCUGGGGUCAUAUCUGCUAGCGAUAUGGUCCUUCUGGUCGGCCGCCGCGCCGAGAUUCUCGAGCAGGAGUGCACCGCUGGAACUCAUGGCAUGCUUGCUGUCAAGGGCGGGGCUGCUUCCAUCAAGGCUGCUCUGGGAAACGAGAUGACCGAGAUUGCCUGCAUGAACGGUCCCGAGGAGACUGUCCUCUGCGGCACAGUCGAGGUUGUUGAGGCUACUAACCAGCUCCUCACCGCCCAAGGCUUCAAGUCCACCAAGCUGAACGUGCCCUUUGCGUUCCACUCUGCCCAAGUCGAGCCGAUCCUUGCCAAGUUCCAGGAGGCUGCCUCUGCUGUCACUUUCUGCAAGCCUCAGGUGCCGAUCAUGUCUCCUCUUACCGGCGAGGUUAUCCGUGAGGCCGGCGUCAUUAACGCUGCCUAUCUAUGCCGUCACGCACGCGAGACUGUUAAUUUCUGGACUGCUCUGUCUACUGGCAAGACCGAGGAGCUCUUCAAUGAGAAGACCGUGUGGCUCGAGGUUGGCGCUCACCCUGUCACCAGCGGAAUGGUCAAGUCCACUCUGGGUGGAACUCCCACUACUGCCGGAUCUCUCCGCCGCAAUGAGGAUCCCUGGAAGACUCUCUCCAACACUAUUGCGACUUUGCACCUCGCUGGCGUCGCUUUCGAUUUCAACGAGUACCACAGGCAGUUCAAGGACGCUUAUGAGCUCCUCAAUCUCCCAACCUACAGCUUCGACAACAAGAAGUACUGGCUUGACUACCACAACAACUGGACUCUGACCAAGGGCGAGAAGGUCCAGCCUACUGAGCCUAAGGCAAUUGAGACCCCAGUCGAGAUCCCCUCCAAGCUUAAGACCACUUCCUGUCACAAGGUCGUUCGCGAAGAGUUCCACGCCAACUCCGGUACUGUGGUCAUCCAGUCAGAUCUGUCUGACCCCAAGCUCAAGGCUACCAUCACCGGUCACCAGGUCAAUGGUACACCUCUGUGCCCAUCGUCCUUGUACGCCGAUCAGGCUAUGACAGUCGCAGAUUACCUCUACCAGCAGCUGCGCCCCAACAUGGCCACACCCGGCCUCAAUGUCUGCGCCAUGGAGGUUCCUAAGACCCUGAUCCCGCAGUGGCCCGCACCAGCUGGCGGCCAGCACUUGCAGGUCGAGGCUACGGCUGACCUUGAGACUAAUCAGGUUGACGUCAAGUUCCGCACUGUCACCGCCGAUGGCUCCAAAAUUCUUGCCGAGCACGCCUUCGGUGUAGUCAAGUACGAAGACGUGAAGGUCUGGAAGGAGGAGUGGAGCCGCAUCCAAUACAUGGUUCAGACUCAGAUCGACGUUCUGCAGCAGAAGCUCCAUACUGGUGCUGCGCACAAGGUGCUCCGCGGUAUGGCUUACAAGCUAUUCAAAGCACUUGUGACCUACGCCGACAACUACCGCGGUAUGGAGGAGGUCAUCCUGGACGGCAAGACCACCGAAGCAACCGCUCAGGUUCAAUUCCAAACCACUCCUGCCGAUGGCGAGUUUUUCUGCUCCCCUUACUGGAUUGACAGCUUGGCUCAUCUCUCCGGCUUCAUCGUCAACGCUUCUGACCACCUCGACUCGGACAACUCGGUCUACAUCUCCCACGGCUGGGGAUCCAUCAAGAUCUCGAAGCAACUUUCGCCCGAGAAGAAGUACCGCUCCUACGUGCGCAUGCAGCCUGCUCCUGGCAAUAUCUCCGUUGGCGAUGUCUAUAUCCUUGAGGGUGAGGAGAUCAUCGGUAUGGUUCUCGGACUGAAGUUCCAGAACAUUCCUCGUCGCGCCCUCAACAUCAUGAUGCCUCCAUCCGGUGUCAAGUCCAGUCUCGCUGCUAAAUCGAUCGCUAGGCCUGCUCCCAAGGCCAUCGUCGCUGCACCUGUUAAGGCCGUACCCACUCCUAUAAAGGUCUCGAGACCUGUGGCGAAGCCUGCUAAGAUCAAGGUUGUCAAGCAGGCCAACAAUGGUGUCACAGCCAAGGUCAUGAAGAUCGUCGCUGAGGAGAUCGACGUCGACAUGUCUGAGCUCGUGGAUAAUGCUGCAUUUGAGAACCUUGGUGUUGACUCACUGCUUUCCCUGACCAUCUCGGCCAGGUUCCGCGAGGAGCUCGACAUGGAGAUUCCUUCCAGCCUGUUCACUGACUGUGCCAGUGUUGGUGAGCUGAAGAAGCAUUUCUCUCAAUACGAUGGUGUUGCUGCCGUCGUUGAGGAUGAUGCUUCCGACACCACUGAUGAGCCCUCUGACGCCUCCACUCCCUACGGGCGCGAGACCAGUAGCACCCCUCCCAGCUCUGCGCCCAGUGUUGACGGCAAUGACAUUGAUAUUAAGGUCUCUGAAACCGCCGUCGCUGGCGAGGCCAGUCUUGCUCGCAAGCUUGUCGCUGAAGAAAUGGGCGUCGACAUCUCCGAGAUUACGGACGACCUCGACCUCACUGACAUCGGCAUGGAUUCGUUGAUGAGCUUAACAAUCCUUGGUUCCAUGCGCGAGCAGACUGGUCGUGAUCUCUCUGCCGACUUCCUUACGGUCAAUAUUACCAUCAAGGACAUCGAGACCGCCCUCGGUAUGCGCCCGGCUCCGAAGGAGGUCAAGAUCACCGCGAAGAUCACUACUAAGAAGGCACAGCUUGAGGCCCCUCAGCUCGCUGAGGUGAGCAAGAGGCUCGCCCAGGCCGUCGAUAUCUCGCAGCUUCCACCUUCCAACUCUGUCCUGCUCCAGGGUAACCCCAAGGUCGCUUCCAAGAAGUUCUUCCUGGUCCCGGAUGGCUCCGGCAGCGCUACCUCAUACAUCUCGAUUCCCAAUAUCUCUCCAGACAUGGCUGUCUACGGACUGAACUGCCCAUUUAUGAAGUGCCCCGAGAAGUGGGAGUGUGGUGUUGAGGGUGUGUCUCAGAUCUACCUCAAGGAGAUUAAGCGCCGUCAGCCUGAGGGCCCAUACAUCAUCGGCGGAUGGUCCGCUGGUGGUGUCAUGGCCUACGAGGUCGCUAAGCAGCUUGUUGAUGCCGGCGAGAAGGUUGAGAGCCUCGUGCUCAUCGACGCCCCUUGCCCCGUCGCUCUCGACCCUCUUCCCGCCCGUCUCCACAUCUUCUUCGAUCAGAUCGGUCUUCUCGGUACUGGUAAGCCCGGAGGCACUCCCUCAUGGCUCCUACCUCACUUCGCCUCAGCCAUACAGAACCUGAAGGCCUACGACCCGGCCCCAAUGGACCCCAAUACUGCGCCACCCGUUCUUGCCAUCUGGUGCACUGACGGCGUAUGCCCCAACCCUGAGGACCCUCGCCCACCACCUGGCGAGGGAGAGGACCCAGCUCCUAUGAAGUGGCUCCUCAACAACCGUACGGACUUUGACGACAACGGUUGGGCUCAGCUUCUGCCCAAGGAAAAGUUCGAGUACGCCGUCAUGGGCGGCAACCAUUUCACAAUGAUGAAGGGCGAUCACGGUGCCACAUUAGGCAAGCUCAUCCAGAAGGGCCUCAAGCUAUAA
Didymella exigua CBS 183.55 is the source of this 6480-nucleotide messenger RNA. RefSeq names its product polyketide synthase. The record is from RefSeq and is a predicted model, not a curated record. The transcript is spliced from 2 exons. The coding region runs from base 1 to 6480 and encodes 2159 amino acids. NCBI's taxonomy places the organism in Eukaryota, Fungi, Ascomycota, Dothideomycetes, Pleosporales, Didymellaceae. Gene Ontology annotation, biological process: fatty acid biosynthetic process. Gene Ontology annotation, molecular function: fatty acid synthase activity; 3-oxoacyl-[acyl-carrier-protein] synthase activity; phosphopantetheine binding.